Messenger RNA from Alternaria arborescens, 3804 nucleotides. Its product is annotated as Rho1 guanine nucleotide exchange factor 1. The record is from RefSeq and is a predicted model, not a curated record. The transcript is spliced from 3 exons. The coding region runs from base 1 to 3804 and encodes 1267 amino acids. Gene Ontology annotation, biological process: intracellular signal transduction. Gene Ontology annotation, molecular function: guanyl-nucleotide exchange factor activity. Lineage: Eukaryota; Fungi; Ascomycota; Dothideomycetes; Pleosporales; Pleosporaceae.
AUGGCCGACUACGGGAACCAGCAACGUCCAGAAUAUGCGCGCGGCCCCAGCCAUGGACAGCCUACGGGCGCACGGGAAACCGCCUUCACCAACAUCUUCGGCGCCAGUCCCCAAAUGGCCGGCCGCUCGCAGACCAUGACCUCGCAGUCUCAUAUGCGCAUGCCCGAUAGAGCUGCCACAAUGUCCAGCCAGACCGCCGAUAUGAUGCAGCGCGCCCCGCCCUUGCGCCAGCCAGUCAAUGGCUAUGAUCGUCGCCCUCACCCUCAGUACGAUCAGCGUCAGGGCCCCAGCCCCGGAGAGCAGCGGCCCAUGGACCCUCAGAAUCAGUACAAUCGCCCCAUGCCGAACGGCUACGGCCAAGACCCACGAUACCACCAGGGACCACCGCAGCCUCAACGCCAGCCGCAGCCCCAGUACCUCCCCCAGCCGCUUCGCCCAGAGCGUCAGCCAUACGGCCAGCCCCAGCGAUUCGACCCAAGAACCUCCCCUCCGGGGCAGCCCCCCUUCACCAAGCCUAUACCCAACCGCUUUCCCGGGCCCCCGGGCCCUGCCAUGAACUCUGAUCCGUAUCGCUCGCAGUCGCUUGCCCUGAACCCGCGCCCGCAGUUUACUCCUGGCGGCCCUUCGCACCCCUCGCAAGCCAACACCUUCCGCCAACAACCAUACAUGAAUCACAUGGCACGCACCACGGCCCAGGGACGUGUGGUGCCAGAACGUCCCGACGAGCGCACAAUGUCCAUGACUUCGUACACCCAAGUCCCAGAGCACACACAGACGAUGAGCGGCAGGAUUAUACCGAAUCGGAGGCGAGAAUCCGGCGGCUCUGAAAUGGCACCGGGACCGCCCGGACACCCACAAUCCCACAUGAACGCUGGACUCCCGCCAAAUCCCAGAAGCAUCAGCCAAGGUAACAUGCCGAACCAGUCCCGCACCAUGUCCAUGGCCUCGACCAUUGUGCCCCCGUCAGAGCGGACAAGCACCAUGUCUUCCAUGACGUCGCGUCCUGAUUCCACCCAGACUCUGGGUAGCAACGCCAGCAACAACAGAACCUCCAACCAGUCCAUGACAUCGCUCUCAACAGCUAACCAAGUUCCUGCUGCUCAACGGCGCGCUCCUCUCGUCUAUCCCGCCUUGCUAUCAAGAGUCGCCGAAACUUUCCAGGACCGAGUUGGCCUGACAGAGAAAGAAAAGGACGGGCUUGUGUACAAGAGUGCCUUUACGGGUGCAGAUGCAGUCGAUCUCAUCUCCUUCAUUAUCAAGACGACGGAUCGUAAUCUAGCACUACUCCUCGGUCGUUCACUCGACGCCCAAAAAUUCUUUCACGAUGUCACAUACGCCCACCGGUUGCGAGAUUCCACCAACGAGAUAUACCAGUUCCGUGAGACCAUGGUGGAGGACAAGUCUGAGAUCAAUGGCGUCUUCACUCUUCUAACUGAAUGUUACUCUCCCACGUGUACACGCGACCGCUUGUGCUACUCGAUCGCUUGCCCACGCCGCCUUGAACAACAGGCUCGCCUCAACAUGCGCAUUCAGCCUGGUCUCAAGCGUGAGGAAUCCAGGGCGAGUUUGCACGAGGAUAAAGACAAUGAAGAGCAGAAACUGUGGAUCAACACGGUGCCCAAGGAGAUCUCUGACAGUGUAUCGGAGAAGGAACAAAAGCGGCAGGAAGUCAUUUCUGAGCUCAUGUAUACCGAGCGCGACUUCGUGAAAGACCUGGAGUAUCUCCGAGACUUCUGGAUGAAGCCCCUCCGUAACCCCGCUACUUCACCUAUCCCCGAGCAUCGCCGCGAAAAGUUUGUCCGCACAGUCUUUUCAAAUUGCCAAGAAGUCUACAUGGUCAACUCUCGCAUGGCCGAACAGCUCACAAGGCGCCAGCAAAAAGAGGCCGUGGUUCGAAACGUUGGAGACAUAUUCCUCGAGUAUGUGCCACACUUUGCGCCUUUCAUCAAGUACGGCGCGAACCAGCUCUUCGGUAAGUACGAGUUUGAGCAUGAAAAACGUACAAACACCGGAUUCGCCAAGUUCGUCGAUGAGGUAGAGAGGAUGAAGGAGUCGCGAAAGCUCGAGCUGAACGGCUAUCUCACCAAGCCAACAACGAGAUUGGCCAGGUACCCGUUGCUCCUGGAGAACAUUGCAAAGUACACGGCCGAUGAUAAUCCGGACAAAGAAGACAUCCCCAAGGUUAUCAAGAUCAUCAAAGAGACUCUAUCAAAGGUCAACGUGGAAUCCGGAAAGGCAGAAAACCAUUUCAACCUGAUGCAGCUCAACAAGGAUCUCAAGUUCAGGCCCGGAGAGUUCGUCGAUUUGAAACUGACCGAUGAGAACCGACAAUUGGUGUUCAAAGGCACUUUGAAGAAGACUCCAACAGAAACAACCGGUGACAUCACGUGUUACUUGUUUGACCAUGCGGUCUUGCUGGUCCGGGCAAAGACCGUGAACAAGCGCGAAGAACAGAAAGUCUACAAGAAGCCCAUACCGCUAGAAUUGUUGGUCAUCACACAAAUGGAGGAAGUCAACCCCAAAUUAGGCAUUGCGAAAAGGCCAUCGGCAAACUUGAUUGCCGGAAAGGCUAUUGCAGCUGCCACUCCAAAGAACAACGAUCCAAAGCAGCAAGGAUAUCCCAUCACCUUCAAGCACCUUGGAAAGGGCGGUUACGAGUUGACACUAUUUGCCAGCACUCCAAUCUCUCAACAGAAGUGGAUGGAGCACAUCGACACGCAGCAGCGAAGUCUGAGGGAGCGCAGUAACAUCUUUACCAAGACGAUCGUCAACGAGGGCUUCUUCUCUCCGACCAUCAGAGUCACUUGCGCUGUUCCGCUGGACGGAGGUCGCAAGCUGGCUCUUGGUACGGAUGCUGGUGUUUACGUUGUGGAACGAAAGCCAAAGGACGCUUCGAUGCGGCCCAAGCGUGUACUGGAUUGCAAGGGCGUAACUCAAAUCGAGGUUCUCGAACAACACGCAAUCGUGCUUGUCUUGGCCGACAAGACGCUGUACUCUUACUCAACCGAGGCCCUGGAGUCGGACGAAUCACAGGCUAUGGUCAAACGACCACGCAAGAUUUGCCACGCCAACUUCUUCAAGGCCGGCAUCUGCUUGGGGCAACAGUUGGUCGCUGCAGUCAAGACGUCCGCCCUCUCGACGACCAUCAAGGUGUACGAGCCGAAGGAGCAGAUGGGCAACAAGAACAAAAAGUCAGGAUUCGCGAAGAUGAUGCUCUCCACCAGCGGAGCAGACCAGCUCAAGCCGUACAAAGAGUUUUACAUCCCCACCGAAUCGACGUCGAUACAUUUCCUGCGGUCCAAACUCUGCGUUGGCUGCGCGCGCGGUUUCGAAGUCGUCAGUCUGGAGACGCUCGAAACGCAAUCGCUUCUCGACCAAGCAGAUACUUCGCUCGACUUUGUCGUACGGAAAGAAAACAUCAAACCAAUUCACAUCGAGCGUAUGGCAAGCGAGUUUCUCUUAUGCUACACGGACUACUCAUUCUUCGUCAACCGCAACGGCUGGCGAGCGAGACCCGACUGGAAGAUUACAUGGGAGGGCACUCCACAAGCUUUCGCUAUCUUCAAUCCCUAUAUUCUUGCUUUUGAGCCUAGUUUUAUUGAGAUACGGCAUAUGGAGAGCGGAGGUCUGGUGCACAUCAUCACAGCCAAGAAUAUUAGAUGGCUGCACACAUCGACACGCGAAAUCCUAUACUCCUAUGAAGACGAACUGGGUACCGAUGUCAUUGCCAGUCUUGACUUCUGGCAGACUGCAAACGGUGGAAAGCAGUCGCUCGAUGUCCAGCGCGCAUAUGAGAAGAGCUAG